UAGAAACAAGUACAUAUAAAUUUGCAGUAUCGACAAUUUCAAUUCAGGCUUCGGUCAGUGAUCAGACAAUGGCGUUGAGAAUUCUGUAUCUUCUUGGUCUUCUCCCAGUUUAAGCCAGCCGUGUGACUCUCAUGCGUAUCGCUAUUUCGAUACAGCUGUUUCUUUCAUUUAGUAAAUGCAAAAUUAUUUAAAUUUUAUUAUAGAAUUAUCUGGAACAAUGAAGAAGAGACUUCUAAUAAAAGAGAAAUGGGAAAGAAUUAAUUUGAGACUAGACGAAUUAGACAGAUGUGUGGCGAGAGUCACUGAAAAAUAUCUGAAAGAUGACCAUGCUGAGGUUCCCUCACUCAUAUCUCAGGUGUCUCUUCAACGAAAAGAUAAUCGCCACCAUUUCUGUGGCGGCUCGAUCCUGAACGAUAACUAUGUCAUCACGGCAGCUCACUGUGUUUCCAGUAAAACUGCCGAUGAAAUAAAAGUUAUUGCUGGAACGAACGACCUAACUGAUCCGAAGUCGGAGCACGAUGUCGCAGAAAUCAUUAUACACAAAGACUAUAAUCCCGGUAAUUCCUGGGUUAAUGAUAUUGCAUUACUAAAGGCAAAAACUCCCUUAAAAAAAUCUUCCACCAUCGGACACGUCCCUUUGCCACCAAAGGACUUCGUUGUUAAUGUCGACGAUGUGGCUGUUGUGUCGGGAUGGGGCAGCUUCUUGCUAGGUGGACCAUCCACUCCUCAACUACAACGAGACAACUUUCUCAUAGCUGAUCAAGAGCACUGCAAGAAUAAGUACAAGCAUAUGGGAUACACGGUACAUCCCACGCAUAUUUGUAGCCCACCAGUAGAGAAUGGUCAUUACCAUGGUGACUCUGGUGGCCCAUUGAUUGUUGAUGGGAAACUCGUUGGACUAGUAUCCUGGGCGUAUCAUUGCGACGACACUACCUUACCCGUUGUGUAUACACGUGUCGUAUCUUACCUGGAUUGGAUUAAGGCAAACGCAGUUUAACACAAUCUUACUCGGUUCUAACUAGGAUCCAUUCUCUGUUCUUCAUUGUUAUUAUUAUUAUACAUAAUUUUCUAAAUAUUAGCUCGUAAAAUUGAGAAAGAAAUAUGUUUUUAUGUAUUGUAAUUAUAUUCCUUAAUGUAGUCCUUAAAUAUAAUUGCAAUGAAAUAUAAGUUUGUGCGUAACAGGUGCUCUAAAAUUCUAUACACUUUUGUUACGAAAUAAAUAUUA
Vollenhovia emeryi is the source of this 1225-nucleotide messenger RNA. RefSeq names its product chymotrypsin-2-like. Bases 176 to 997 code for a protein of 273 amino acids. The record is from RefSeq and is a predicted model, not a curated record. The transcript is spliced from 7 exons. Gene Ontology annotation, biological process: proteolysis. Gene Ontology annotation, molecular function: serine-type endopeptidase activity. NCBI's taxonomy places the organism in Eukaryota, Metazoa, Arthropoda, Insecta, Hymenoptera, Formicidae.